Messenger RNA from Cornus florida, 1248 nucleotides. RefSeq lists its product as uncharacterized. Lineage: Eukaryota; Viridiplantae; Streptophyta; Magnoliopsida; Cornales; Cornaceae. The transcript is spliced from 2 exons. The coding region runs from base 179 to 829 and encodes 216 amino acids. The record is from RefSeq and is a predicted model, not a curated record.
GUAACUUUCUGUCUCUUCUUCUACUUUCCUCCUUUCAAAGAUUCAAAAUUUAUUAUUUGGUCUGAAGCAUAAGCGUUUCAGAGAAAACCAGAAAAUAUAUGUACACACAAAAACACAUAAUCCAUAAAGAUCUCUAGGUGAUAACCCUUUUCUGAUUUUCUUUGGAAAAGAAGUGAAGAUGGUUUUCAAACUACAAAGAGAAGAAGAAGAAGAAGAAGAUAGAGAACCCCUCAUGAAUGGCAGAGUGGUGGUGGUGGAGUACUUGGAGUCGUCAAUGUCUCAAGAGCUUCUCUGCAAGUUCCCAGACAACUCGGCCUUCGAUUUUGACUAUACCCAAAGUUCAAUUUGGUCCCCUUUAGUCUCUCGUCACUUCCCUCCCAUUGUCUCCAUCAUUGGCCAUGGUGAUCGUGGUAGCUCCGAUGUCCUCCAAAUGGUGCCAAUGGAAUUUGGUAUGUCAACACACAGAAAGUUGUCCUAUGAGGAGGAGAGAGAUGGAGUAUUGGACAAUAUUAGUAGCACUGACACUUUCAUGAAGAAAGUGACCACUAAUCUCAAGAAGAAGAUCACCAACUCUGUCUCCAACAAUCUUCGCAAUCUCAACAAUCACUACAUGAAGAAGAUGAAAAGGAAGAAGAAGAAGAAGAAGGCAUUUGAUUUCUCUCCAAACCCUCCUUCUGCUAAGGGGUCUUCUACUACCCCAACCCCCCAAAAGGGAUGGGCUAAGGUGCUGAAAGCUGCCUCUAAACAUUUUAAGAAGAAGAGUCAGAAGAAAGAUUGUGGUGCCAAUUAUAUAACACAACCCAACUAUUUCAGAGAUGCAAAUUUCUGAUUACUUUCCCUUUUCACUUCUGCUUCUUCCUCCUCUAUACUAUUCUUUUAUUGUUAUUUUGGUACUUCUCUUAUGUUUUUUUACUGAUAUGUAAUCUGCAAAUUCAUCAUAUCAGCAAUAUUAUUGACUCUGGUAUUUAAAGUGUUUAUUGUUUCUAUUUGCAUCAUUCAUCACAUUAUAAAAUAUAGUCAAUACCAAUUCGUACUAGAAGGAGGAGCACUUGCCCCUUGAGCAUUAUGAGACCAGAGUAAUGACGUUUUUUUUAUCAAUUCCUAAUAAGUGCAUCUUCAGACCAGAGUAUUUACUUCACUGUUGACCAUCAAUCUUUACUCUAUCUUCAUUUGUAUCCUAGUUUAGGAAAAAGCUAUAUAUUUCAUAUAUUAAUGUUGGAACCUCUAAUUUAGACCUUAUCCGAAUUA